UUUGUGUGGAAGAGUGCUCAAAAUGAAAGGACUGUUGAUUGUUUGCUUGGCCGUAUUGGCCUUGACCAGCGCUGCUGAUAAGGAAGAUAAGAAGGGAAAGAAGAGGAGCUUCGAAGCCUACUCAGGAUAUUCUGGUGCCGUACCAGCAGUCCAGUAUGGUUCCUCUUCUCAAUUGUUCGGACAAUCAUCUUCCGUCCUUGGAGGUGAUUUGCAAUCCUCUUCCGUUCUUGGAGGUGGUUUACAAUCCUCUUCCGUCCUUGGAAGUGGUUUGCAAUCCUCUUCCGUUCUUGGAGGUGGUUUACAAUCCUCUUCCGUCCUUGGAGGCGGUUUGGAAUCAUCUUCGCAACUUUUGGGUAGUGGAUAUGGAAGUGGCGUUGAAAACUUACAUGCCCAGACUUACUCUCAAGGACUUCAAGGAUUACAAGGAGUACAAGGAUUGCAAUCAUCCCAAGUACUAGGAGGUGUCCAACAUUUCCAAUCUGCUCAAGCCCAGUUGCCACUUGAACAGAGCUAUUCCCAAGAAGGAUUACAAGGAGUACAAGGACUACAAGGAUUACAAGGAUUACAAUCAUCCCAAGUACUAGGAGAAGUUCAGAAUUUCCAAUCUGCUCAAGCCCAGUUACCACUUGCACAGAGCUAUUCUCAAGGAGAAUACCAAUUGCCAGUUCAAGCUCAAUUACCAGUUCAAUCCCAAGUUGUACAAAGUUAUUCUCAAGAGCAACACGUAAAUCCCACUCACAGUUACAAUUACAUCAGUAAGGCUGUACCUGUAUAUGUACCCAAACCAGUCCCCUAUGAAGUAACUAAGACCGUUCAAGUACCAACUCCAUACAAAGUAACAGUACCAAAACCAUACGCUGUUCCUGUUCAAGUAAGAGUACCAGUAGAAGUACCCAAACCAUACGAAGUUAAAGUAGAACACAGAGUUCCUGUAGCAGUACCCGAAAGAGUACCAGUAGAAAUUCCCAGACCAUACCCAGUUUACAAAACCAAGCAAGUCCGUGUUGAAGUAGAAAAGCCAGUAUACGUUAAAGAGAAAGUAGAAGUUAGAGUACCUGUACCUAAACCAUACCCAGUUGAAGUACCAACUCCAGUUCACAUCAGAGUACCUCAGAGAAUCCUUCUUAAAGUACCACAAAUUGCAGGAGCUCACGCUCACGCUACCCCAUGUGAACACGCUGCUGCUGUACAAGCUGGACGAGUUGUUAACAUCCCCAACUAUGUAUACGGUCAAUCCUACGGAAACUUGGAAGGACAACAAAACCUUCUGGCUGGUCAAUCAUUAUCUGGACUUUCCGAUCAAUCCUCCUUUGGUCGUUCUUCUCUAGAGCAAUUGUCCGUCGGACAAUCUGGAUUGCCAAGUCAAGCUUCUUUGGAACAAUCAUCAAUUGGACAAUCUCUUUCCAAUAUCGCUGAACAAUCUUUGGUCAACAGCCAAGCUGCUUUCGAUCAAUCCGUCCAAGGGCUUGGAGACCAAUCUAACUUAGGUAUCGGACAAGAAUUCCAACACUCCUUUGGAGCAAACCAAGGACUACAAUCUUUCGGAAACGACAACCAGCAAGGUCUUCAAUCUUAUGAAGAAUUUAGAAGAAGUCAUCCAGAAGAUGGAGUUGUCAAUGUAGAAAAAGAAUCUGUUUCUGUAGAAUCUAAAAGUGAAACUGGAGUAUCCGGAGGCAUUUUCGAAUCUAGAUCUGGAUUCGUUGAAGGCAGAUCAGAUGAAACCGUUUCAGUAGAACCACAACCCGCUGCUCCAGCUGUAGAAGUUAGCUCAACCAGCGAACCAGCCGUCGAACAUACUUCAGCUGAAGUUAAAGAAGAAUCAACAGUGCCUUCUGCAACAACUGAUAUUGUUUAAAUUGUGCCAUUUUAUAAGUAUCUCAGUUGUUUGAGAUAAUUUUUUGUAAUAUAGUGUGUAUAUGGUUUAAAACUUAGUUGUUUUCUGGUUUUAUUUCUUUUAUAUCCCUGAAGGUGUAGAAAUUCC
Diabrotica balteata is the source of this 1981-nucleotide messenger RNA. NCBI's taxonomy places the organism in Eukaryota, Metazoa, Arthropoda, Insecta, Coleoptera, Chrysomelidae. The record is from the annotation of a GenBank genome assembly.